This is a messenger RNA of Saprolegnia parasitica CBS 223.65, 552 nucleotides long. RefSeq lists its product as hypothetical. NCBI's taxonomy places the organism in Eukaryota, Oomycota, Saprolegniomycetes, Saprolegniales, Saprolegniaceae. The transcript has a single exon. Gene Ontology annotation, molecular function: protein binding. The coding region runs from base 1 to 552 and encodes 183 amino acids. The record is from RefSeq and is a predicted model, not a curated record.
AUGGCCGGCCACAAGCGCACCUCCCAACCAACCAACACGACUACGCCUCGACCCGUGAAGCGCGCCAAGACAGAGACCGUGAUCGAGACGUUCGGCCCAGAUAUGCUACGAAGCAUUCUCGCAUUCUUGCAGCCAAAGGACGCACUCAACCUCUCAAGCGCCAGCCCGGCGCUGGACGCGGCCAUUGACAAGUCGGUGUGGCGCUACGUCUUGCUGGAGCAAUGCGGCGUCGAGCCAACGCUGCUCAAGCCGCGCACGCAGCUCCGCAAGAAGGUCGUCGGGCUUGUCGAGAAGAAAUCGUGCCACCACUGCGGCCAUAUUGGAAGAACCAAGCAGAAUCUCUAUAUGAUCAAGGUCUUUAGCCAGCACCACGGCAAGAAGCUCUGCGGGAUGUGCAUCCAAUACCCCAUGUAUCAUGAGAUUGGACUUCAGGACGCGCGCCGUCGAUUCAAGGUCGCAUACAGCCAGCUGCGGACGCUGCCCGUUCGACACGUCUCCACUGGGAAGAUGCUCAACCUCCAGCAUGUGCUGGACCUUGUGGCGAGUGGGUAA